CAAUGAGGAGAUGAUAGAGCGCCUUUGCCGCAUGAGUGUCAGCAAGCACUCAGGUACCUAGGCAGUUAGCGAUAAGGGUGGCAUUGGCAUUGGCUGUUCAGCACAUGAUGGACGACCGCUGUGCUUGAGCAUGACAAGUGAAAACCCCCACCCAACAUGUCACAUUAUUUUCAUUCAUCUUUCAGGUGUGCUGAAGAGAUCAGAAAUGAAAGUGAGGUACUGUGUAGGUAUCCGAGCUCGACAAGAUGAAACCGUUACCCUGUGCAAGCCAUCGAAUGAUUGAGUGUUGGAGGGCGCUGUCCGACCGCUGUAUAGCCGGCCGGCAACAGGCAGCUCAACCAAGGACCAAGAAUCCUACUACUACUGUGUACUGUGUAUACAAUGGCAGGUGCAGGCGACGGGUCAUUGUAUCGACGAUGGAAGAUGGGAAGAUGCAGGUGUGUUGUUUGGGUGGGUGUUGCCACCUUGGAUUACGGGCUUAUCUCUUCUGUCUCGGUCCUUCUCCUCGCAUACCUACAAACGCCGUCCCGAGUGCAAAAUUGUUUGCUUGAAAGUGACUGAUGUUGCAGUACAGUAUGCACGUUUGAAGGCGACGACAUAUGUGGGGUUGGGGCUGAGGGGGUCAUAUUUGGUCCGAAUUGGUUGAGAUUCCUAAGCUGGCGAUUGUACGAUGAUCAGGGUGAUGGUUGCAAUUGUGGUGAUAGAGUGGUGAUGAUUUAGAGCGUGUACUGUGUAUAGGUGGUUUGUAGUUGUAGCUGGAGUGUAGUUGCAGUGUGCAAGUCAGUCACGGUCGUCGCGGUAUGGGAAUUA
Messenger RNA from Aaosphaeria arxii CBS 175.79, 810 nucleotides. RefSeq lists its product as uncharacterized. Lineage: Eukaryota; Fungi; Ascomycota; Dothideomycetes; Pleosporales. The annotation marks the transcript as partial. The transcript has a single exon. The record is from RefSeq and is a predicted model, not a curated record.